AAACACGGUCACACCAUUGGCAGAGUUUAUUUUUCAAUGCCGAUAAAAUGACGUUGCCCGACCUAGUGGCUAGUCUGUCAACGAAUCCCUACUUCGGUGCUGGAUUUGGUUUGUUUGGAGUUGGGGCUGCAGCGGCGAUAUUAAGGAAGGGACUUCAGGGCGGAUUGAUUCUUUUCCGACGACACUGCAUGAUUACUUUGGAGGUGCCUUGCCGGGAUAAAUCAUACCAGUGGCUUUUGAAGUGGAUCACCAUCAAGGGAGCGCGAAAGACCCAGCACUUAAGCGUGGAAACCAACUUUCUGCAACACGACAAUGGCCAAAUCAAGACAAGCUAUGAGUUCAUUCCCAGCAUCGGAAAGCACUUGUUUCAGUACAAAGGGAAUUGGAUCCAAGUAGAGCGAACCAGAGAGCAGCAGACACUGGACCUACAUAUGGGCGUGCCAUGGGAAACUGUGACCCUAACUGCAUUUGGGAACAAUAAGGAAAUCUACUUUGACAUCCUGGAGGAGGCACGACAUCUGGCCUUACAGGCAACCGAGGGAAAGACGGUCUUAUACACAGCGAUGGGAGCAGAAUGGAGGCCUUUUGGACACCCUCGGCGCAGACGUCCCACCGGAUCGGUAGUCUUGGAUCGUGGAACUUCCGAAAAAAUCAUCGCCGACUGCCAGGAUUUUAUCAAGAGCUCCCUUUGGUACACGCAGCGUGGAAUCCCAUACCGAAGAGGAUAUCUGCUUUACGGUCCACCUGGUUGUGGAAAGUCUAGCUUUAUUACCGCCUUGGCUGGCGCGUUAGAAUACAGCGUAUGUCUGCUGAAUUUGUCAGAACGGGGUCUAACGGAUGACCGACUUAAUCAUCUUCUAAAUGUCGCGCCAGAGCAAAGUAUCAUCCUGCUCGAGGAUAUCGAUGCAGCGUUUGUUUCCCGGGAGGCAACUGCGCAACAAAAGUCCGCUUUCGAUGGCCUAAACAGGAUCACUUUCAGCGGCCUAUUAAACUGUUUGGAUGGAGUGGGUUCAACAGAGGCACGAAUUGUCUUUAUGACCACAAACUACAUAGAUCGAUUAGACCCCGCUUUGAUUCGACCGGGCAGAAUAGAUCUAAAAGAGUACAUUGGGUAUUGUACAGAGUAUCAAUUGGAGGAAAUGUUCAAAAACUUUUUCGGCAAUAGUGAAACCCCCAAAGCGGCAGAGUUUGCCCAACGGGUAAAUUCGUUUAAUCGCAAUGCUAGUCCCGCCCAAAUCCAAGGAUUUUUCAUGAAGCACAAACUUUCUUCCCCGCAAACGGUUAUUGAUUCUUGUGAAGACAUUUGGGAAAAUGUCGCAAGUCCUAAUAAAAAAAACAAUUGAAA
Messenger RNA from Drosophila bipectinata, 1345 nucleotides. RefSeq names its product Bcs1 chaperone (gene Bcs1). Gene Ontology annotation, biological process: protein insertion into mitochondrial inner membrane from matrix; mitochondrial respiratory chain complex III assembly. Lineage: Eukaryota; Metazoa; Arthropoda; Insecta; Diptera; Drosophilidae. Gene Ontology annotation, molecular function: ATP hydrolysis activity; ATP binding. The record is from RefSeq and is a predicted model, not a curated record. Gene Ontology annotation, cellular component: mitochondrial inner membrane.